Ceratosolen solmsi marchali is the source of this 1594-nucleotide messenger RNA. RefSeq names its product Microfibril-associated protein 1 (gene Mfap1). The record is from RefSeq and is a predicted model, not a curated record. The transcript has 5 exons. Bases 86 to 1468 code for a protein of 460 amino acids. Lineage: Eukaryota; Metazoa; Arthropoda; Insecta; Hymenoptera; Agaonidae.
AGCAACAAGCAAUUAUUACUAUUUUUUUAAUCGAUUCCAUUACCGCACAACGUACAAAUAUAAGCCGUAACCGUCAGUCGAAGAAAUGAUGGACUAUUUUGUUGCAAAUAGUUCAUUAGCUCCAGCACCCAUGGGGAUACAAAGUACUGCUGGUGCAGUUCCAAUAAAAAAUGAUAAAGGUGAAGUGUCUAUGAAGAAGGUAAAAGUACAUCGAUACGUGUCAGGUAAAAGGCCAGAUUAUGCACCUACUGCUAGUUCCGAUGAAGAAUCAGAGGAAGAUGAUUUUAUGGAAAAACGAGGAAGACCGUACGAAGAGAUAGAAGGCGUUCCAAAUAUUCCUCAAACUAAUGAUCACAUUAAAACCAAAGAAGACGAUGAUCCUCGAUUACGUCGACUCACAAGAUUAGAUCGUCAAAGGGAGAAUACGGAUGAAAUAAGAGCAGAAAGGAGAAGACACGUUCAAGAGCCUGAAGUUUUAAUGACAGAUAUAAAUGAAAAAUCGAAAGAACGUAUAAAACUCGACAGUUCUGAAUCAUCGGAGGAUGAGGAUCUCUCCGAUGAAGAAAUCGAAAGAAGAAGAGAGGCACUUAAACAAAGAGUUUUAUCGCGUAAAGAAGUAGACGAAGAGUUAAUUAAAGAAGAAGACGAAGAAGAAAAAUCUGGAGAUAGUUCUGAAUCCAGCUCGGAAUAUGAAGAAUAUACGGAUUCUGAAGAAGAAACGGGUCCUCGAUUAAAACCAGUGUUUGUUCGCAAGAGAGACAGAAUUACAGUGAUGGAAAAAGAAAAAGAAGCGCAAAGGCAAAAACAAGUAGAAUUAGAAGCUAAGAAAUUAGUAGAAGAGCGAAAAAAACAAACAUUACGAAUGGUAGAAGAAUCUAUAAGAAAAGAAAGUCAAGUUAGAGGUAGCAUGUAUGAGAUCGAAGGAAAUAUAAAUGAUGUGAAUACAGACGAUGAAAAUGAUGAAUUAGAGUAUGAAGCAUGGAAAUUACGCGAAUUAAAACGGAAUAAAAGGGAUCGGGAAGAGCGAGAAGCAGUUGAAAGAGAGCGUUUGGAAGUAGAAAGAUUGCGAAACAUGACUGAAGAAGACCGACGUCAAGAAGCACGACUGAAUCCAAAGACUAUUACCAAUAAGGCAGCAAAAGGAAAAUAUAAAUUCUUACAAAAGUAUUAUCAUCGCGGUGCAUUUUAUUUGGAUAAAGAUGAUACAAUUUACAAACGAGAUUUUUCUGGAGCUACUCUGGAAGAUCACUUUGAUAAGACAAUUUUGCCUAAAGUCAUGCAAGUCAAGAACUUUGGGCGCAGUGGAAGAACCAAAUAUACACAUUUGGUAGAUCAAGACACAACGCAGUUUGAUUCACCAUGGAUUUCUGAAACUGCCCAAAAUCUGAAAUUUCAUAAUAAUCAGGCAGCUGGUGUAAAACAAGUAUUUGAACGUCCAUCUUUAAAAAAAAGGAAAGGAGAAAAUUAACUUAUCGAUGACAUGAUAAAUACUUUAAAUGAAAAAGGCAUGAUAAUGAUUACCUCGUCACUAGUUUCGAAAUUUCUAUGUUCUUGAAACUUAACAAAUUUAUCGAUAGCUGAAAAUAACUCUGGA